Knipowitschia caucasica is the source of this 1239-nucleotide messenger RNA. Lineage: Eukaryota; Metazoa; Chordata; Actinopteri; Gobiiformes; Gobiidae. The record is from the annotation of a GenBank genome assembly.
AUGAGCUCUCCUCUCCCGCACAGUGAGUCCCGCAGCUCUGGGCAGAAGCAGCGCGGUGCAUCCGGAGGCAGAGACUCAGUCCCCGCGGAGGAGGAGACUGAGACCUCCUCCAGGAGACCCCUGUGUCAGCCCCGUAGGACCGAGGACCCGGUCCCGGGCCGGACUCACAAGGACCGAAGCCAGACUUCCAGAGCGAAGAACCAGAGCCCUUCACAGCAGAGCAGGAGGACGUCUCCUUCCACACCUCACAAACACAGAGAUGAAGCCGCCUUCCUGUUCGAGCCCAGCCGCAGAGAGAGGGCGCCCCGGGGGUCCACCUCCAGCCUCUGCUCCACGGACUCUCCAGGCGCGCGUGCCCGCCCCGGUGCGCGCGGCCGCUCCGGCAAAAGGCUGAGCACCACUCUGUCCGAGUACGAGUCUGUGCUUCACCCCAUCGUCAAGUCUGUGUACGGGCAGACCUCACAAACCUCAGACCUGACAGACUUCUCAGACCUCACAGACUUCUCAGACCUCACAGACGUCUUAGACCUCACAGACUUCUCAGACCUCACAGACUUCUCAGACCUCACAGACUUCUCAGACCUCACAGACUUCUCAGACCUCACAGACUUCUCAGACCUCACAGACUUCUCAGACCUCACAGACUUCUCAGACCUCACAGACCUCACAGACUUCUCAGACCUCACAGACUUCUCAGACCUCACAGACUUCUCAGACCUCACAGACUUCUCAGACCUCACAGACCUCAGACUUCUCAGACCUCACAGACCUCACAGACUUCUCAGACCUCAGACCUCACAGACCUCACAAACCUCAGACCUCACAGACUUCUCAGACCUGACAGACUUCUCAGACCUCACAGACUUCUCAGACCUCACAGACUUCUCAGACCUCACAGACUUCUCAGACCUCACAGACUUCUCAGACCUCACAGACCUCACAGACUUCUCAGACCUCACAGACUUCUCAGACCUCACAGACUUCUCAGACCUCACAGACUUCUCAGACCUCACAGACCUCAGACUUCUCAGACCUCACAGACCUCACAGACUUCUCAGACCUCAGACCUCACAGACCUCACAAACCUCAGACCUCACAGACUUCUCAGACCUCACAGACUUCUCAGACCUCACAGACUUCUCAGACCUCACAGACUUCUCAGACCUCACAGACUUCUCAGACCUCACAGACUUCUCAGACCUCACAGACCUCACAGACCCCCAGAGACCUCAGCUCUGA